This is a messenger RNA of Rhodofomes roseus, 1365 nucleotides long. RefSeq lists its product as uncharacterized. Lineage: Eukaryota; Fungi; Basidiomycota; Agaricomycetes; Polyporales; Fomitopsidaceae. Bases 1 to 1188 code for a protein of 395 amino acids. The record is from RefSeq and is a predicted model, not a curated record. The transcript is spliced from 7 exons.
AUGAAGCUUCGUGAUAUCGAGGUCAACAUCUCCGUUGCAGACAGCAGCGAGCACCUGGCCCAGUAUGGAAUUGAUGAGCAGGACGGACGUACCAUCGGCUGCUACAUUGCUAGCGAAGCUGGCAAGACAUUUGUCAUCAACGUAUACAAUGGGUUACAAGGAAAGACAGUGAUCGCUGACUGCUAUAUGGACGGAGACUAUGCAAACGGGAAAUUCGCUGAGCCAGGAGACUGGUCGGAGCUCAGGGGAGUGUAUAUCAGCGUGUCUGAAAGCGUGGCCAUGGAGAGAGUUUUUACUUUUGCAGAUAUUCAGGUCACUGACGAUGAAAACGCUGAAAACGACGCCCAAGAUCUCGGUUUCGUUGAGGUCCGGGUUUAUCGAAUAGUAAUGGGAGAAUGCUGGGCACCAGAUGCCAGUGCAGAGACCUGGGUCGGCUCCGAUAAACCUGUCAAUGAACUCAGCAAGAAGGCUGGUUUACACCGGAUUGUGUUAGCGGACGCUGCACCGGUGGCCACACGGGACUACCACGACUACACGUUCAUGGAUGGGGAGAAGGACCCUUAUGUUACUUUCAGGUUCAUGUACAGGCCACGAGAGAUACUGAAGGCCCAAGGCAUCAUUCCUCUAUCUCCGAGCCCGGAGACAGACAACACUGAUUGCGUCAAUUCCAAUACUCGACAGGCUCAGAAAAACGACAACAAUGGGGUCCAAGGAGUGGGAGUGGUAUCCAACACUCAAUCCCACUCACAAGCUCCAAGUCCGCCUGAAGCGGGUUUAUCCUCAGCGCCACAGCGGGCAGGGAAACGACGAGCCUCUGAUUCCACGAUGCGAACCAGAGAGCAGAGCAAAGCGACUAAGAGGCCACGUCAGGCCAGUCCCGAGGAAGACGUAAAGCGGAACCUCGACCACGUCGGGCUGCACAUUGCUCACAAUUUCGAACUGGACAACGCUAGCAUCACUUCCGCACAGCAAAUUUUACGCUACGUACGCACUCAGCUAGGCAGCGCCAAACGUGAUCUUGCGGAGAAAGAGAUUGUCCGCUAUUUGAGUGCUCAGCUCGAGAACGCGGAACGCGAUCUCGCGGCCACAAAGGAACAACGAGGUGGUAGAGACUCUUUGAAGCGAAAGCAAGCGGACAAAGGUGUACUUGCGUUCUCGUCUGCUGUGAUUGACCUCACACUUGACUGAGUAUGUUCGGGGAUAGGGCUGUCAAUUUGCACGCGCGGGCCCAUUGGUCAGUGCUAGGGUUGCAUGCAUGCCGGUCGCAGACAUUUCUUCACUUACGAAAUCACUACGCUACAUAAGUAAUGAGACGCUACUGAUACACACGUCUGAAUGUCAUCUCAAUCAGCAUAUAUCAUGGUU